Messenger RNA from Doryrhamphus excisus (bluestripe pipefish), 985 nucleotides. RefSeq names its product programmed cell death 5 (gene pdcd5). NCBI's taxonomy places the organism in Eukaryota, Metazoa, Chordata, Actinopteri, Syngnathiformes, Syngnathidae. Gene Ontology annotation, molecular function: DNA binding. The record is from RefSeq and is a predicted model, not a curated record. Gene Ontology annotation, cellular component: nucleus; cytosol.
CGGUAAUCCACUACUCAUCCUUGAGCUAGCGAGCUAGCUGGGCACCUAGGGCCUUGCUUGUGUGAUGCGAGUUUAGCGUUUGUUUUAUUCACCAUCAUUUGAGUCCACUUAUAACAAACAUGGAGAGCGACGAAUUAGAGGCAAUCAGGCGGCAAAGAAUGGCAGAACUCCAGGCAAAGCAGGGGGAUCCCUCAAAGAAUCAGCAAGCAGAUGAAUCCAAACAAAGAGAAGCUGAAAUGAGGAACUCUAUCUUGUCCCAAGUUCUUGACCAGUCUGCUCGUGCAAGAUUGAACAGACUUGCUUUGGUGAAGCCGGAGAAGGCUGAUGUUGUGGAGAAAUAUCUCAUUCAAAUGGCUCGCUUUGGAACAUUGACAGGGAAGAUUUCAGAUUCCGGCUUGGUUGAGAUCCUAGAAAAAGUCAGUCAGCAAACAGAGAAAAAAACAACAGUCAAAUUCAACAGGCGCAGGGUGAUGGACUCGGAUGAAGAAGACGAUGAUUAGCUGUCAACUGGAGCUUUCAAAUGAAUUUCUUUAAGGAAUUAAGAAGACCCUUUUCAGUGGGACUCAAAGUGUCUUCAAAUACCAGUGUGAUCCUGAGAUCCUGUGAUGUGUCUCUGGAAAACCACACAUCAGGAGAGCGAAACGACAAGAUUAAAUUGACAAAAUGGUUCAAGUGAUGUUGAAUAGAAUACAUAAAGUGUGCUUGCGCUUUGAUUUCAAAUGGCAACACCUGGCACUCCGCUGUUCCUCUGUUCCUCUUUACUCACUUUUUUCAUAUUCACUAUGAUUUCCAUUUUACAUACACAGGGAAGUUUGGGACAAAAGCCUAACAAUAAUACAUUUGCAUUUGGAGGACUUCUCUCUCUGUCAGGACCAGCAGCCUCAGAUGUUGCACUUGGAUCGCUUCUUUUUGCAGACAUGUACGUAUGUUAAAUGUUUACAAAAAUCAAUAAAUGAAAUUUAAAAGGCCAUACAUUUAGAAGGGC